Messenger RNA from Lactuca saligna, 2317 nucleotides. The record is from the annotation of a GenBank genome assembly. NCBI's taxonomy places the organism in Eukaryota, Viridiplantae, Streptophyta, Magnoliopsida, Asterales, Asteraceae.
AGAUUGUCAAAAUCGUAUGCACUAAACAUCAAAAUUUGUGUGGGAUACUCGUAAUCCUUCUCCAGCUUUCACGCAUUCCACCUUUACAGUUUUCACACCUGACAUGGCGUACCACCAUUGGCACGCAAACGGACAGGGGAUUGCGGUAACAACAGAUAUCCCUGCUACCCGAUCACUAAAACCCCUAAAUUCUCCUUCCAAAUCACAGCAUUCAAACUGGGUUUCACUGGGAGUGGAAAGAGAGAGACAUGAAGGAAGCAUUGGUGGUUUGCGGAGACAAGAAUUUAACGGUGGGACUCACGAUUUGGGACAUAGAAACAGGGGAUCAUCUUCUUCACAUACCCACAUGCGCUUCACACUUCCAUGGACUCACUUGUUUGAGAAAUCAGUACUUGGUCGCCUCUCAAAUUCACCUCCCUGGCUCCGUCGCUGGCGGCGUCAUCUUCACCUGGCCUUUCUCUAAGCCUCGUUCAUCAUUACGGAGCUAUACCAUUGAAGCCAUUGGGCCGAUUUCAAGCACGAAAGAUGGUAUAUAUUUGGCAGGUGGAGCCAUUUCUGGAAAUCUCUACAUUUGGGAGGUUAUUAGUGGUAAAUUGCUCAAAACUUGGCAUGCACAUAAUUCGCCAAUAACUUGUUUGGCUUUUUCUAAUGAUGCCUCUCUACUUAUAUCUGGAUCCGAAGAUGGAAUGAUAGUUGUUUGGCCAAUGAUAAGUUUACUAGAUGAUAAAAAUUUAGAAUCCUCUGAUUUAUCGCUAAGUGUUUCAACUGAGCAUAAAUCCUUCAUAACUGGACUCUUACCAUCUUCAUCUGUCUCUCAAUCAGUUUUUGUAUCAAGCUCACUUGAUGGCACAUGCAAGGUAUGGGAGCUUGUAAAAGGGACACUUUUGCAAACUUGGUCUUUUCCACAACCGAUAACUGCAACAGUUCUUGACCCUUUGGAGAGAUUUCUGUUUUCUGGAAGUGCAGAUGGAAGGAUCUUUAUGACCCCAUUUGAUGUUGGAUUGAUGAAGGAGGCUUCCUUUGAUUCAGAGGAUCAAAAAUUGGAAUUGAAUGGACAUAAGGAAUCUAUUACAACAUUGACUUUUUGUAAAUCCGGUCUUAUUUCUGCUUCUGAGGAUUGUACUGUUUGCUUGUGGAAUGUUAUUGAGGGUGUGAUCAUUCGACGAUUUAAUCAUCACAAAGGUUUUAUUACUAAUAUGGUUGUGAUCCCACACUCCUCACUCCUCCCCUUGCCACAUCAUCAUCGCCAAUUUACGAAUUUGCCCGUAUCAUUACUCCAAAAGUAUCCUCACCAAGACGAUCCAUCUAAUUCAAGUAUUACCCUUCUUCUACCAUCUUCUUCUACGCAACAACAAAUUACUCAUGAGUAUCAAAGUGCCAACUUACUGGAACAACAGAGUAUUGAUUUAGAGGUAGAAAGGACACCGGAAGCCUUACAGUUGAAAGUGGAAACGAACGUUGAGAAUAGAUUAUUGAUCACUAACAUGACAAAGCAUGUGAUAGAGAUGAACAGUCACUUACAAUCACGUUUGCUUGAUUUAACUCAACUUCGUCUUCUACAAAAUGAAACUCAUACAAAAAGUAACACCACACAUAAAUCAUAAAUUUAAUCAAACAAACAAAUAUAUAUUUUUUUAAAAUGUUGUAUGGAUGAACAGCUAAGUAGAUAAAUGACUGUAAGAAUAAUGGAUAUAUGAUGAAUGUGUGGAGUAAGUUGACAAAGAAGGUUUCUCUUACAUAAUCCAUUAUUGUCAUCGUUGUAUAUUAAGUCCCAUCAAGAUACAUGAUAAAGUGAAUAUAUACAAUUACAUUCAUAAAAGUCAAAAUUAUUUAAUACAUGAAAAAGAAAGAGUAAUAUUGGAAUAAAGGUCUCUAAUAGCUUAUUUUAUAUACAAUUACUACAAGGCAAAAUAUCAACACCCCAUGAAUAAAACUUUUUCAGCAGAUUGUUGGGUCCCAGCUUGAAUUUGAGCAGCAUACUGCAAGUGCCAAAGCACGUCUUCAAAAGAGGGUCUUGCCCAUGAAUCACCACAAAAGCAUUUUUUGGUUAUGGAGAUUAUAACCGAAAGUGAUUCCUGUGAGCAGGAAUCAAGUACAACAGGGUCCACUACUUUCUUCCGUUCCUCUUCACUUCCAAAAGAAGCCUGUAAAUAUAUCAAAAUAUAUCAAAACAAACAACAAUACCCAAAUCCCAUAACAAAGAUUUUUUCAAAGUAUCAUAUCUUAAUAAGAAAAACAAUAUAAAACACAACUUGUGUUUUUCUUAUUAACAUAUUAUACUUUGAAAAAUCUAUCCAAUUAUAGUGAUGAACAUUGC